Molecule: messenger RNA, 2834 nt
Organism: Musca domestica (house fly)
Lineage: Eukaryota; Metazoa; Arthropoda; Insecta; Diptera; Muscidae
Product: thioester-containing protein 1 allele S1
Exons: 6
Coding region: 106-2754 (882 amino acids)
Cellular component (GO): extracellular region
Molecular function (GO): endopeptidase inhibitor activity
Source: RefSeq, a predicted model, not a curated record
UUUUGUAACAUUUUUCUCUUCCAUUUAAGCCAACCACGCUUGGGAAAAACCCUGGACCUAGUUGUCAAGUCGUCCGUGGAUAUACCCUAUUUGGUGUACACAAUUAUGGGUCAUUCGAAUAUCAUUCAUGCCGAUCGAAUUGAAUUGCCAGCCGGUCAACGCAGCUACACCAUUCAGCUGACACCGUCCAUUGAAAUGGUGCCCUACGCCUUUGUCUAUGUUCACUACAUCCGCGAUGGAGUUUUGCGCUAUGAAGAAAUAAAGCUGACAUUUCCCUUGGAGUUUGAAAAUCUGGUUGCAGUCCGGGCACCCAAACAAGUCAAGCCCGGCCAAGAAGUCACUUUGGAAUUGAAAGCUCAGCCCAAGUCGCUUGUCGGCAUACUGGCCGUUGAUUUGGGCGUGUAUCUAUUGGAUCCAUCGUAUGACCUCCAACGUGAUGAUAUUUUGAAAUCAUUAAUGGAUGAUGUUUCGUCGGUGCCCUUCCGAGCUCUGGUCUAUCCGGGCCUACUAUCGGGUGUUAUUACCUUCACAAAUGCCCAUUAUGAAUAUGUACCUCUAACUUCUCACACUGCAGUCAGCCCCGUCGGCGUUAGUCCUCUCAAAUUUCGGCAAAAGUUUCCCGAAACCUGGAUUUUUCAAAAUUAUGAAAUUACCGACGACAUAACCAACUUAAAAUUGGAAAUUCCCGAAACCAUUACCACCUGGCGUAUAACGGCAUUUUCGAUAAAUGAACAGACCGGCUUCGGCAUUGUUGAUGGCCCAACAGAUGUAACAACCAUCCAACCGUUCUUCAUAAGUCUCGAUCUGCCGUAUGCGGUGAAACGUGGUGAAAUUGUUGCCAUACCGGUGCUGGUGCACAACUAUCUUGCCACGGAAGUUGACUCAGAAAUUACCCUUUUCAAUGAUGCCGGAGAAUUCUAUUUUAUGGAUUCAACAAUUUUCAAUGCCAAACGUGGUUCCGAGGCUGAGAAACGGAUGAAGAGUCUUAAGGUGCCUGCCAAUAGUGUUGAAAGUACGGUAUUCCUGAUAAAUCCCAAACAAGUUGGAGAGUUGAGUUUACGUGUGGCCGCGAAAAAUCCUCUUGCCGAGGAUGGUGUCAUACAAAAGCUGCGCGUUGAGCCCGAGGGAAUGAUUCGGCGUCACAAUAAGCCGUUGUACAUCAAUGCUUUUCCCGGUGAGAAAACUCAUGCAACAAUCCACAUAAGCGUUCCCCACGAUGCGGUGCCCCAGUCUGAGUUCAUAUCGCUCUCGGUGAGCGGCAGCAAUUUGGCUCCAACUCUAAAGAAUCUCAACGCUUUGGUGCUCAUGCCCACCGGAUGUGGCGAACAGAAUAUGGUGAAUUUUGCUCCGAAUGUUUUGGUCCUACAAUAUCUAAGGGCCACAGGGAAAUAUUUCAAAGAGAAGCAGUUGGUGACAAAGGCGAGAGGCUACAUUGAAAUUGGCUAUCAGCAGCAGCUGUCAUUUCGUCAUGCCAAUGGUGGUUACAGUGUCUUCGGCCAGGAGAAUGACGAAGAGCCGAGUACAUGGCUAACAGCUUAUGUUUUGCGAUUUUUCAUCAAGGCUACCAAAUAUUUGCCAAUGAUGGAGGCCAAUAUCAUUGAAAAGGGGUUGAUGUAUUUGGCUGGCGCCCAACGUAUGGAUGGCAGUUUUCCCUAUACCGGUUAUCUUUUCUAUCCGGCGCAACAGAAUCGUUUCGGAUUUACGGCCUUUGUUUUGAUGACAUUCCUGGAGGAUAAGAAAUUUGUCCAAAAAUAUAAGUCGAACAUUGAUAGAGGUCUAAAAUUCCUCCACGAUAAUUUGGAUGCCAAUAAUGAUAUUUACUCCCUUGCCAUAACCGCUGUGGCAAUGCAAAUGGCUCAACAUGCCGGCUCUGCAAAGGUCCUGGAAAAACUUCUACCACGGAAACAGAGAACCGACGAAUACAUAUGGUGGUCACAAAGUGAUCGGGAUCAUGCCAAAGAUGUUGAGAUUACUGCCUAUGUUCUAAUGGCACUGAUGUCCGAAAAGCAAAGCCGUAAUGCUCGGGAGGAGCAGCGCAUCUUCAAAUGGCUCACGGAACAGCGCAAUGAACGUGGUGGUUUCAAGUCCACACAUGAUACUGUGGUGGGCUUAGAGGCAUUGGUGAAAUUUUCCGAGAAAUAUAAUUCCUUGGAUUCGCUGAAUUUGCAUGUGAAAUAUUUUGCCACAGAUUUACGAAAGCAGAAAUUGAAAAGUGGAGAAUUACAGGUGGAUGGCAAUAAUUUGCUGAUCUUACAAACCGAGGAGUUCCCCAAGUCAACCCGCUGCAUUGACAUUGAGGCCAUGGGCUCGGGCAAUGCCUUGUUGGAGUUAUACUAUCACUAUUACACCAUUUCCGAGGAAAACUUCAAACAUUUCCUCAUCAAACCCAAGGCGAAAAUGCAGAAUCCCGAAGAAUUACUUUUGGAAAUAUGUUUGACAUAUCGUCAAGAGGCGAAUUCCAUGACUAGUGCAACAAACAUGAUCAUCGUGGAGGCAAAUUUACCCUCUGGUUUUGCCACCAAUCAAGAGUAUGGCAAUGAAUUGCUGGACAAUGAACUGAUCGAUCGCAUCGAAUUGAAAAAUUCCGAUACCACGCUGGUUAUGUAUUUUGAAAAGUUAUCACCAAAUGUUGAUAAUUGUUUCAGCUUUGUGGCUGACAAGCUCAACGAUGUGCUGCAGCGUAAGCCGGCCUCUGUGGCGGUCUAUGAUUAUUACAAUAUAAGUCGUCACGAUACGGCGUUCUAUAGUAUUUGAAAUAUGUACAAUAAAGUUUGUAAUAAAUAGAAAUGUGAAAUAUAUGUGUACAUAUAUAUUUUGCAAGAGAUAAGCAGAAA